UGAAAUAAAUUGCUUUAGAAUCUCUUAGUAUAAAUGAAUACUCAUUAUAAAAUAUUUUUGCCCAAAUUGUAAGGAUACGUGAAUGCUUUGCAUUUGGAUGUGGACAUUGCUUGUUUCUGCAAGAUUUCCGCAAAAAAUGCACCGACAUGGUAGUGAGCAUGAUAAUCAGAUCAGACCCAGCCAUGGUGCAGGUAUGAACAGAUCAGACCCAGCCAUGGUGCAGACCUUUGCCCCCUUAGAGGAUUCUGAGUGUGAAACAAUAGAUGAUAAGGAAGUCAGAAUGCGAGCUUCAGAAAACCUUCAGUCCUUCCUAGAGGACAGGGAUAAGUCUGACAUCCUUCUGGAGCAUUUAGAGGCUCUGAAAGCUUCACACCGACAACAACUCGAGCAGAUCAAGCUGCAGCACCAGGCUGGUCUAGAGAGCCGGACUCUACAGAACUCACUGCUCUACACAAACUUUAACACUCCACUGAAGACCAACAGACCACAGGGAAAUCUCCAUAGUGAUGAAGGCAACACCAAAAGCAGGGGAAGUAUUUACCUGUUUAAUAGACCACAGAGAUUUUCCUCCACACCUGACCUGAGCUCCAAGAUGAGCCAUCACAAGCCUCUUAACUCUUCUGGAACCUUGAGAUCUACCAUGACCCAUUCACAAGAUCCCUGCAGAAAAACACACCUCUGUGCCAAAGAGCCUAAACAAGUCAGAGUUGACAAAGAAGAACUGGACUGGGAUGAGUGUCAGAAAAAGUUUCGAGUAUCACCUGUACCAGAACACAUCUUCAAGCUCCUUUAUGACGAUAUUGUACAGGAGCAGGAACGUGUGAGGAAGGAGGGACGGCAGCAGAGGAAAGAGUUCCUUUUAUCCAUUCAGAAGCCAUUUAGGUUUCACCAAAGGGAGGAGACUAGGGGCAGGCGAAAGCCAGAGACCAGUGCUGAUAAACUGAGUGAAAACAAAAAGGAUGAUGAAAAGAGGAGAUGCAUACUUAAAGCUGUCACAGACCCAGCAAUCUCUGAACAAUUGAAAGAAAAGGAGCACCAGAGGAAGAUCCGCAUCCAGGCCAGGGCUCAGGAGACUUUCAGGGCCUCCUCUGCCCCCAUCCAGAGCUUGAGUACCAGAGGUGAGCACCAGGUCCGUAGCUCACAGAGAACCAAGACCAAAGUACUGGCAUUCUUAGCGCAGAGUCCAUCCUUCAGACCAAAGACAAAUGCUAAGGUGCCAGACUUUGAUAAGUUGCACCAGGCCUUCCAGAAAGAGGCGAUGGAGAGAACAGAAAGAAGAGAGGUCACCCUCUGCCAGCCGUUUCAGCUACGAACAUCAGCUCUUCAACCACAUCGCAGCAGAAGAAGUACAGACAAAUCACCAAAAUAUACUAAUACGAACAUUUUGAAGAGGAGCAAUUCAUUUAGUGGCUUGACAUCAUUAUCCAGAGAUACUCUUCCAACUUAUAUGACCGAUGCUGCCAGGAAAAGGUCUAUGGCCAUAAGAAAGUCUCUGGAGCUGAGAGAGAGUAAGGAGCACCAAAGUGCAGAGUGGAUGAAACAACACAGAAUGAACUCUCAAGCCAUGAGCAGAGGAGUUGUAGCACGGGCCAAGGCCAUGGACCCCCACAGGAGUCUGAAAGAGGUCUUUCAGGAGAAACUCAAGCAGCACAGGCAAGCUGAUCAAGAAAGGGUGACAGAUUAUAAAAAAGAACUGAGGGAGAUGAAAGCUCGGGUCUCAGCACGUCCUUACCUCUUUGAACAGGUGUCACAGAGAAAUGCUAUGAGCGAUGCCGAGCACAGAUACAGAAGUACUCUAGCGCAGGAAGGACUGGAUGAAAAUUUUGUACGAUCCACGGGAGAAACCGAUGAAAGCCAAUCAUCAGAAAAUACGGACGCUGAUGGCAACAGUAAUGUUGGUGAUCACAACUUUGAAACUGACACUCAGCACAGGGAAAGAAGUGGGGCCAACAGCAUCCGAAGUGAGGAUGGAACAGAAGACGAGAGCGUGAAAACCAAAGGAAAAGGAGUCAGCUGAUAGUGAGCGAGCAGUUGGUAUUUGGUUAACACAGUGUGUCAUGGUCAGAUACAAGAACACUGGCACUUUCCUAGAAUCAAUUCAGUAUUUCUUUUUAAUGGCCUGUGUUUAAAAGUUUACAUGUCAUGUUUGUAAGGGAUUUUUAUGGGAUGAAUAUGAUUCUACGUUAACAAGAUGGGUUCUGGCUGUGCAACGUGCUUAUUAAGAUGAAAAUGUCAAAGAAAAUUUGGGACUUGUGGAUCUAAAUUUGUUAGGGGAUACAGAAAGACACUUAAAAAAAAUCUUCACAAAAAAAAAAAGAACACGAAUAUUAAAGAUUUUGUAUUUGCUUGUCUUCUGUUUAUUGAGCAUUAAAUAAUAUUUACGGCCACACAGAUGCCACUGCAUGUUUUAAAACCUGUGGUGAUGGGUCUGGAAGGUUUGUACAGUGGAAUAUUAACAAACAGUAAACAAGGGGAAGUUUGCCCAGAGAUUCAGUAAACAAACUUUCAUUCCUCCCUUCUGACAGCUGCAACGUGAAGGUGAUGAUGAUGGACAACUAUACCACUGCACUACUGUACUGUAAUUAUUACCUAUAACUGUCACAGAGGAAAGCGAUGUGAAUAAAUACAGGAAUAACAAUUUGACAAAGUUCCCUUUAGGACAAGGCACAUCUGAAAUUCACAUUGCUGAGAUGUAAAUCUUGGGGAUGAGGUCUGGCUAUUUUGAGAACCACAGCACCACUAAAGUCAACGUUGGUUAUUUAUCUAUAAUAGUAAAAGAAACCCUCAUGUCACUGUGCUGCCCCAGCUGCCUGCCACAUCAAAAGCUUACAGACUGUCCAGAUUUACACUGAACACUCCCUCCAACCUAUUUCUAAAUGCCUUGGUGAUAAAUGUUUCAUAAAUUAAAAGCAUAAAAGUUCCAGCCCAUUGCAAUGUAUUUCAAAAAUCUUUUGGGGUUGUUUAAAUUACCUUCCAUUGCAAUGUAAUUGGAAAUAAAUAAAUAAAUCUAGCACACUAAAGGCUUCUUUAUUCUGUUUCUUUUUGGGAAUAAAAGUUUAUCUUUAGGGUGUUAAAAUGGAGGGUUUCCCUUUCAGAAAGGGGUCCAAAUAGUACCCCUUUUGGAAUCUUAAUGAUUCUAAGGAACCCAUGAUAAGCCAUUAAAUAGAGGUUUGGAACACCCAUCCAUCCAUCCAUCUUCUACCGUUUACUCCUUCUUCAGGGUCGCAGGGGAACCUGGAGCCUAUCCCAGGGAGCAUCGGGCACAAGGCGGGGUACACCCUGGACAUGCUGCCAGUCCAUCGCAGGGCACAAUCACAUACACACUCACACACCCAUUCGUACACUACAGGCACUUUAGACACGCCAAUCAGCCUACCAUGCAUGUCUUUGGACUGAGGGAGGAAACCAGAGUACCCAGCGGGGAGAACAUGCAAACUCCGCACACACAUGGCCCCGGCGGGACUCGAACCCCGGACUCUGGAGGUGUGAGGCAAACGUGCUAACCAAAUUUAAAAAUUUAUUCUAUUGGAUGAAUGCAUGAAUACAGGUAUGUACUAUACUGUAUAGUACAUGCAUAAGGAAAUGUUUUUAUAACUUUUACACACACUUAGACCAAAACAUUAAAUCUAUAACCAUGAA
This is a messenger RNA of Ictalurus furcatus (blue catfish), 3639 nucleotides long. RefSeq names its product FAM161 centrosomal protein B (gene fam161b). Gene Ontology annotation, biological process: cilium organization. The record is from RefSeq and is a predicted model, not a curated record. Lineage: Eukaryota; Metazoa; Chordata; Actinopteri; Siluriformes; Ictaluridae. The coding region runs from base 83 to 2017 and encodes 644 amino acids. Gene Ontology annotation, cellular component: cilium. The transcript is spliced from 10 exons.